AGGAGCUGAGGCAGGUACAGGUGUUUACGAAUGUGGGGGGAGACGGGCGGGGGUGACGGCGAGAGGAGCAGCCUGAGGGAGGUGAAAGGAGGACAGACGCGCGCGCGCCACGAGGAGCAGCAGCAGCAGGAGGAGAGGGGAGCAUGGCGGACAGGGUGGCAUCGUGCGGGAGUCUGUGUGACAGCACCAACCUGCUGCUGCAGUACUGCAACAACGAUGACACGGUGUCGGCCAGCAGUAACAUGGACAUGGAGGACCGCGUUUCCCACCUGGAGCAGAGGCUGCAGCUGCAGGAGGACGAGAUCCAGCUGCUGAAGGCCGCUCUGGCCGACGCUCUGCGGCGCCUGGGCUGCUGUGAGGAGCAGAGCCACGCCGGUCAGCCGGGAGGCGCUCAUGCUGGGAGGAGGCCAAUGACCGCCGCAGCUCCACCCACCAAAGUGCGUCAGCUCCUGCAGUCUCUGCCCUCCAGGCCGCUGAGCAACGGAUACGUUCAGCACAAACGCCUCCUUUCUUCCCCGAGCUCCCCGAAGAAGGAGGUGCUGCAGUCCAUGAAGAGGAAGAGCAUGUCGACGGAGCGCCUCACGCUGGUCAGGAGAGAGAUGGCAGCGGAGAACCGCAGUCGAACCACGUCCUCCAGCAGCUCGUCUGGAAGCAAGAGUAAAUCCAAAGACUACAGCUUCAAUGCAGAGGAUGGCUUCGUGAGGAUGUUCCUGCGUGGUCGACCCGUCACCAUGCACAUCUCCGACCAGCAGAAGAGCAGUUACAGCCUGGACCAGAAGGGGGCGCUGCCGGACCAGAAGCUCAAGCUGCAGUGGGUGUACGGCUACCGCGGCCGCGACUGCCGCUCCAACCUGUACCUGCUGCCCACUGGCGAGAUCGUGUACUUCAUCGCCUCGGUGGUGGUCCUGUACAACACCGAGGAGCAACAGCAGAGACACUACCUCGGCCACACGGACGACGUCAAAUGCUUGAGCGUGCAUCCUGACAUGGUUACCAUAGCAACCGGCCAAGUGGCGGGAAACUCUAAAGAAGGAAAGCUCCUCGCUCCUCACGUCCGCAUCUGGGACUCCGUCAGCCUCAACACCAUCCAUGUGAUCGGGAUGGGCGUGUUCGACAGAGCGGUGACCUGCGUGUCCUUCUCCAAGUCGAACGGCGGGGCCUUCCUCUGCGCCGUGGAUGAUGCCAACGAUCACAUCCUGUCCGUGUGGGACUGGCAGAAGGAGAAGAACCUGGCGGAAGUGAAGUGCUCCAACGACUCUGUGCUGGGCGCCGUCUUUCAUCCGAUGGACAACAACCUGAUCGUCACCUGUGGAAAAUCUCACAUCAACUUCUGGACCAUGGAGGGAAAAACUCUCAGCAAGCGACAGGGCCUGUUCGAGAAACACGACAAACCGAAGUACGUGUUGUGUGUGGCGUUUGCUGAGAACGGAGACACCAUCACAGGAGACUCCAGUGGGAACAUCUACGUCUGGGCUAAAGGUGGAAACCGCAUCACCCACGCGGUGUCCGGCGCCCACGAAGGCGGCAUCUUCUCCAUCUGCGUGCUGAAGGACGGCACCAUGGUGUCCGGCGGAGGAAAGGACCGCAGGGUGGUGCUGUGGGACCACGACUACAGAAAGAAGGCGGAGAUGGAGGUGAGCGACUCCCUCGGUCCGGUGCGAGCUCUGGCUGAAGGAAAACCGGAAGAGCUUUUUGUUGGAACCACCAAGAACGCCAUCAUCCGCGCGGCGUUCCCAGACACUCUAACCCCCAUUGUGCAGGGACACACAGAUGAGCUGUGGGGUCUGGACGCCCAUCCUUCCAUGGAGCAGUUUGUGACCUGUGCGCAGGACAAACUGGUCCAACUCUGGGACUCAAACUCCCAUCAGCCCCUUUGGAGCAAAAGCAUCGAGGACCAGGCCAGGUCCGUGGGGUUUCACCCGAGUGGAGCAGUUCUGGCUGUUGGAACCAUGACUGGAAGGUGGUUGGUGCUGGACACCGACACUCGGGAUCUGGUUUCUGUUCACACCGAUGGAAAUGAGAUGAUCUCCACCAUCAAAUACUCUCCAGAUGGAAACUUCCUGGCCGUUGCUUCCCAUGACAACUUCGUUUACAUGUACGCCGUGAGCGAGGGCGGGAGGAAGUACAGCCGCGUGGGCAAAUGCUCCGGUCACUCCAGCUUCGUCACCCAUCUGGACUGGUCCACAGACGGGCAAUACAUUGUCACAAACUCAGGAGAUUACGAGAUCCUGUUCUGGGAGGCUUCCAACGGAAAACAUGUCACCAACAUGGACACGGUGCGCAACCUGGAGUGGGCCUCCUCCACCUGUACGCUGAGCUUCAACACCCUCGGAAUUUGGCCGGAAUCAGCCGACGGCACGGACAUCAACGCCGCGUGCCGCUCGCACGCUGCCUCUCUGCUGGCCUCUGCCGAUGACUUUGGCAAAGUGCACUUGUUCUCCUUCCCCUGUUCUCAACCAAGGGCUCCCAGUCAGGAGUACGGCGGCCACAGCAGUCAUGUGACCAACGUGGCCUUCCUGCACGACGACAGUCGCCUGAUCUCCACCGGCGGGAAGGACACCAGCAUCCUGCAGUGGGCGGUAGUCUAGGCGGCGCCGCAUCCUCUGGACCACGUCACACUCCGGCCCCUCCCCCUUCUCUGUGCCUACCGGACAUUUGGAAGCAGAACCUCGCCCCGCACUGAAUGAAAUGAGCUGUAAUACGAGCAGAGUCCUGCUGGGGGCGCUACACGGGUCUCGAAAGUGAGUUUUUGGCUUGCUCCUGCUGGAAGCUGCAGGUGGUGACCCCACGCUCAGCAUCAUGUGUACCUGUGCCUGAUCUGUGUUCAUUUUAACCCCCUUUAACGACGACUACUGCAGCUGUUCCUCCAGAAUCCUCCAGAAUCCUCCAGAAUCCUCCAGUCCAGAUCAUGUUUCUGUUCACGUUUUUCAGGGUUCGGCUCUCAGAUUUAACUCAUGUGGGCGGACGUGGAGCUCGUUGAUGUGACGUGAGCGCGGUUUUAGAACCAAUCAGGGGUUCAGAGGUUGCUGUGAGCAUGCACUGGUUCUGUUUUCAAACAAUAGCAGGAAUGUAUUUAAAGCUUUCCCGAGAGCAUGAAUCCACAAACGUCCCUUUACUCUCACUCAAACAAACCUUCAUCUCCAAAACUUCCUCGAGGUGCUUGUAGGUGUUGCUCUUGAACGGUACUUUUAUCCGUGUCCCUUCUCUCCUGGGCUGCUGUGUUUGAUUGUAAUUCUCCUGCAGGGGCAGCAGAGGGCGCUGCAGCGUAAGGGAGUGAGCAUGGCUCAUGUAGAAACUCCUCUCAAAGGUCUCUAGAAGAAAUCUAUAUUAUGCAGUAUAUCUGAGUGGCUGUGUUACGUUAAUAUUUAACAAAGCUGGAUGUUAGUUUUGUGACACUGUUAGCAGCUGACAGAUCGGCCGUGUUGACGCUGAGCUGUCGGAGUACGCUGGAACUGUGAUUGUCUUCUUCUGUUUUGUUAAUAAAGCUUUUUAUCCAAAGUA
Molecule: messenger RNA, 3501 nt
Organism: Oryzias melastigma (Indian medaka)
Lineage: Eukaryota; Metazoa; Chordata; Actinopteri; Beloniformes; Adrianichthyidae
Gene: eml2
Product: EMAP like 2
Exons: 22
Coding region: 144-2588 (814 amino acids)
Biological process (GO): microtubule cytoskeleton organization
Cellular component (GO): mitotic spindle
Molecular function (GO): microtubule binding
Source: RefSeq, a predicted model, not a curated record